AUGGCCGUGGGCUCUGAAACACUGAUUUUGGUACUAAUAGACUUCUUUCAUCUAUCAAAUCAGCAAUGGCAUAAAAGAUUAUCAAUUUUGCAGUUACUUAUAAAAAAGAUGUUUUCCCAAAGUAAUAAUGUUAGUGGAGGAAGUAGGACAAACAAUAAUGAUAUGCCUUUGACGGAUAAAUAUACAAGUGGAACGGGAAGUACUGAUAAUGAUUAUCCUCUUAAGGCUUAUGCAACGACUUUGCAAAAUAGGAAUGAAGGAAAGGGAAAUAAUGCAACUUGGAGGUGCAACUAUUGCAAUGUAACCUUUAAAGGUUCUUAUUUUAGAAUAAGAAUUCAUUUAUUGAAAGAAAAGGGAAAUGGAAUAAUUUGUUGUUCGAAAGUGACCAAUGAAUAUUUGGUUGAGAUGAAAGAACUUGAUAUGAUUGCUACUGACAAAGCAAGACAAGCAAAGCUCGUACAAGUUCCUUUUCCAAAUGGAACUACAAGUUUGAAUCCGCCUAUUGAUAUGAGUAAGAAAAGAAGAGGAAGUGAUAGAACUUUAGCAAAGACAUUUAAUAAUGAGGCUAGAGAUCAUCUAUCAUCUGAAAUAGCUAGACUAUUUUAUUCUGUUGGUUUGUCAUUCAAUGUAGCUAGAAAUCCUUACUUUAUCAGUGCAUUCACUUAUGCAGCAAACAAUUCUAUAUAUAGCUACCUUCCUCCAAGUUAUAAUUCCAUAAGGACUACAAUGUUGCAAAGAGAGAAAGCCAACAUAUUAAAACUACUCCAACCAAUUAAAGAUACUUGGCCAGAAAAAGGUGUGAGCAUAGUUACAGAUGGUUGGACAGAUGCCCAAAGAAGACCAUUGAUUAACUUUAUGGAAAUUUUGAGUUCUGGACCAAUGUUCUUGAAGGUUAUUGAUGGGACAGGAGAGUACAAAGAUAAACACUAUAUUGCUACUCUAAUUUUGCAUACAAUUAAAGAGGUUGGAGCAGAAAAUGAUGUUCAAAUCAUUAUUGAUAAUGCCCUUGUUUGCAAGGCUGCUGGUUUAAUUGUCGAAGGAACAUAUCCUCAUAUAUUUUGGACACCAUGUGUAGUGCACACAUUGAAUCUAGCUCUAAAAAUUAUUGGUAUGCUUAAGAGGUUGAAAACCAUUAAGAAUGGUCUCUUAACUUUGGUAAUUAGUGAACAAUGGUCUGAAUAUAGAGAAGAUGAUGUUCAAAAGGCGGACUUUGUGAAAGAAACUAUUUUAAAUGAUCAAUGGUGGGAUAAAGUUGAUUAUAUUCUAAGAUUUACAAAGCCUAUCUAUGAUAUGCUUCGUUCUUGUGAUAUCGAUGAGUCAAACCUUCAUUUGGUUUAUGAGAAAUGGACUAAAAGUCACACACCUCUUCAUUGCUUGGCUCAUUCUCUCAAUCCAAGACAAUGGCUUGAUCAAUCUCCAAAUCGAGUUGCCCCACAUAGAGACAAUGAGAUUUGCACCGGAAGAAAAAAAUGCAUAAGGAGUUACUUUGUAGAUGAAUAUGAAAGGCUAAAGGCAACUACUGAAUUUGUUAAGUUCUCAAGUGGUGAAGGUGAACUCAGUCUAUUUGAUUCAUUACAAGAUAGGUGGAACUUGACACCAAAGGAAUGGUGGGUCACUUAUGGAUCAGCAGUCCCUAAAGUUCAAUCCAUCGCAUUGAAACUCCUUUCACAACCAUGUUCUUCUUCUUGUGCUGAGAGAAAUUGGAGCACAUAUUCAUUUAUCCACUCAAUGAAAAGAAAUAGGCUAAAUCCAAAGAGAGUUGAAGAUUUAGUUUUUGUUCAUACAAAUCUUCGGCUUCUUUCGAGAAAGAGUAAGAAUUAUAAUGAAGGAGAAACAAAAAUGUGGGAUAUUGGUGGAGAUGAAUGGAGUCUCUCUGAUGGGGCUGAUAUUCUUGAAGUUGCAAGUCUCUCUCUUGAUGAACCAAACAUGGAAGCUAUUCUUUUUACAGAAGACGAGGAAGGAAAUAGUGACAUUGACACUGUUAGAGUGUGA
This is a messenger RNA of Lathyrus oleraceus (garden pea), 1992 nucleotides long. RefSeq lists its product as uncharacterized. The record is from RefSeq and is a predicted model, not a curated record. Bases 1 to 1992 code for a protein of 663 amino acids. NCBI's taxonomy places the organism in Eukaryota, Viridiplantae, Streptophyta, Magnoliopsida, Fabales, Fabaceae. Gene Ontology annotation, molecular function: protein dimerization activity. The transcript has 7 exons.